Cyprinodon variegatus (sheepshead minnow) is the source of this 3794-nucleotide messenger RNA. Its product is annotated as syntaxin-1B. Gene Ontology annotation, cellular component: endomembrane system; plasma membrane; SNARE complex. NCBI's taxonomy places the organism in Eukaryota, Metazoa, Chordata, Actinopteri, Cyprinodontiformes, Cyprinodontidae. The record is from RefSeq and is a predicted model, not a curated record. The coding region runs from base 366 to 1232 and encodes 288 amino acids. The transcript has 10 exons. Gene Ontology annotation, molecular function: SNAP receptor activity; SNARE binding. Gene Ontology annotation, biological process: intracellular protein transport; exocytic insertion of neurotransmitter receptor to postsynaptic membrane; vesicle fusion.
CUGCCGGGUUGCUGCUGCUUUGCGCGCUGCGGGGCCACACUGCGACCGCACCGAGGAGGAAGAGGAGAAGGCGCGGAGCUAAAGGGGGGGCAGAGGUCCAGAUCUAGAGGAAGAAACAGCGAACCGAGGAGGAGGACCGAUUCCCGCACCGUCACGCACGGAUUUAAAGAAAAAAAAAAAAAAGAGGCAGAAGGCGGGACGCGUCACAGCGCUCUUCCUCCUUCCAUCUCUGCUCCGCGUCCAGGAGAAGAGGAAGAGGAGGACACCCGGAGGGAACCGCUGGGGAUCUCGGUGUCGGACAGCUCCCCCCCCCCUCCCCGGAAACGGAUCAGGGCCGAUUCUCCGCUCUCUAGCAGCCGGACACCAUGAAGGACCGCACGGCGGAACUGCGAAGCGCUAAGGACAGCGAUGAUGAUGAAGAGGUGGUGCAAGUGGACAGGGACCACUUCAUGGAUGAGUUCUUCGAACAGGUGGAGGAGAUCCGAGGCUGCAUAGAGAAGCUGUCAGAGGAUGUGGAGCAGGUGAAGAAGCAGCACAGCGCCAUCCUUGCCGCGCCGAACCCUGACGAAAAGACCAAGCAGGAGUUGGAGGACCUCACAGCUGACAUCAAGAAGACAGCCAAUAAAGUUCGCUCAAAAUUAAAAGCAAUCGAGCAGAGCAUCGAGCAGGAAGAGGGUCUCAACAGAUCAUCAGCAGACCUCCGGAUCCGUAAGACGCAGCACUCGACGCUGUCACGUAAAUUUGUGGAGGUGAUGACCGAGUACAACACCACGCAGUCCAAGUACCGCGACCGCUGCAAGGACCGCAUCCAGAGACAGCUGGAGAUCACUGGAAGAACCACCACUAACGAGGAGUUGGAGGACAUGUUGGAGAGCGGCAAACUGGCCAUCUUCACCGAUGAUAUCAAGAUGGACUCUCAGAUGACCAAACAGGCCCUGAACGAGAUCGAGACCCGACACACCGAGAUCAUCAAGCUGGAAAACAGCAUCCGGGAGCUGCAUGACAUGUUCGUGGACAUGGCCAUGCUGGUGGAGAGCCAGGGAGAAAUGAUUGACAGAAUUGAGUACAACGUAGAACACUCCGUGGACUACGUGGAGCGAGCCGUUUCCGACACCAAGAAGGCCGUAAAAUACCAGAGCCAGGCUCGCAAGAAGAAGAUUAUGAUCAUCAUCUGCUGCGUCAUCCUCGGCGUGGUCCUGGCGUCAACCAUCGGCGGCACGCUGGGCUUCUAGGACGUUCCUCCACCUGCUGCCAUGAUGACUGACGCCGACCGACUGACCGACAGCCAGCAGAGAAAAGAAACAGCAACGACAACACAAAAACUUGAAACACAAAUGCAAGACCGACUACCAAUCAGCUAGAAAGAGAUAAUCCAAUCACAGAUAAGAGGAAACACCAGGGGUUUGGGCGGGGUACAAAAAGCAAAGAAGAAAACACAGUAAGACCAGAUUAUAGGUGACUUAUCCACACAACGUAUAAAAAGAGAGGGGAAAACAAACCUAUCUAUGUAAAUGUAUUGAACAUAUGAAGCAACAUGUGGGUUAGCUACCUGUAAAAAAUGAUAACCUAUAAUAUGAAGUUUUCGUUGUUGUUUGUUUGGCUGUUUUGUUACGUUUUGAGGUUUUUUUGUUUGUUUUUCGGGAGUCUCCAAGGACAGUGACGGCUGCUGGGUGGGAGUUCUGUGGGGAAAAUCUGUGCUUAGGGUUCCUUCCGUCCAAUUCAGGACACAAACACCCAAUACGUCCAUGGAGAAAAACCGUUCCAGAUGUACUAGAAGGGAACGUUCUAGAGCUUGCCGUACAAUGCUCAUUUCUGAAGGGGCCAGGAAAGUUUUUGGCCCACCUCUCAUUGGCUGCUUUGUCCCAUCAAUCACUUUGGUCAGCGUGCUACUGUUAGACCGUGAUAGGCGCCCUGAGAUGCGUUCACAGCCAGCUGUCUGGUUGGGGAAACACCACAUCGAUAAGGGGGGAGGUCAGACUCCCCAUAUUGUUGCCUUGAUCCAACCAAAGAGCUGAGGAGGGAGGGCCUCUGAUCGUCCUGGUUGUGCCGAUCGGCCAGUUUAUGGUGUAAAGGGAGGGCUAGGUGAGCAGUGGUCGGAUGUCGGGAAGGAGGUUUUAAAAGGAGGUGGGGGGAGAUGGACAGUUAAUCUAUGCAGUCUAGAUAAGAGAAAGACCACUGGUCCCGCCUAACCAACACUGAGAAAGCAGAUGAGAACCUGGACUUCAUAAAAAAAAAAAAACAGCCUGAUCCCAGCAGGGGGCGUCAUCCUCAAGCUGUUCUUCUGGAAGACUUUGCAAAAAAAUAAAAAAAAUAAUAGAAAAAUAAAGGAAAAGCAUCAAAACCAACAAGCAAGCAAACUGAGGUUCCCUGAGUGUGGCGGCGGUUGUUUCGUGUUUUUCGAUGGCAAGCGUUUGUUGCUUUUGUCGUGCUGCUGUUGCGCUGCGUGUGACGUAUCCUGUGCUGUAUCUGCUUCACAUCGUGUUUCCGUUGAGUUGUAGGCAUCUGAUGUGUCUGGUGUGUUUGUGUUGGAGGGCUGUGAUGUUUCGGUUGCCACACCCGAAGGCCUUCCCGGGAAUAACGUGAUGCUGAGACAGGAAGCACCGUCCGACUCUUUACCUUUCCUUUCCUGGAAGUCCUGGAGUAUGGUAGCAUUUCACUAAAAACAUGCCUGACAACCACUUCCUGUUCUAUUGGUGCAUUUUGUUCUCUGGAAGGUGGACCAACGUGACACGCAUUCACUGACAUGAACACGUCAUACAUGUUUCAUUUCUGAGGUAGACUGGCCCCAUGAAUGUUGUGCUCCUGCCAGUGUUUGGAUUAGUCUCACCUGCUUUGCAUGAUGUAGGCUUAGCUUGUACUUGUGUAGGCUUAUUGAAGAUUAAUUGUCUGUUAUCUAGUUAAGUUUUCUCAAACUCUGAAUGGCAUUAUUGCUGUUCAGCCCAGUGUCAUGCAAGAAAAUUAUUUUCUUAAUUAUUCAAAGGUAUUUACAGCUAAUCACGGUUCGAUCCUUUAUAUUCUGGAAACUAUUUCCAAUUGCUUUUAAAUGAUCUCUGUCUAAUCCAGAAGUCUAUUCUAUCUAUUUCUACAGCUAUUCUAGUUGUACUGUGACUGUACUAGCGGCUAACUGGUUAAUCAUAGGCUAAUUCUAAAUUAACGGAAGGCUAACUCUAGAAAUAUUUGAUACUACAUCAUAAACAGUAUUUAUACAUUUUUCUAAUCAAAAUAGAUUAUACAAGUGUGUUGUUUUAAGCACCAAACUGUUAGCCUCCAAUCGUAAACCAAAUUAUGCUAGCUUGGAAGGUAUUCCUUGUUAAUCUGUAGCAUAGCUCUCACUGCUUAUGGAUUAACUGUAGCUAAUAAUUAAAUAAUUGUAACAUGAGAAAUAUUUUAUCUAUUUAAAUCACUUGAAUAAAAAGUUAGCGACUUUAACUGAGAUUUAAUCUUGGUCAGUAUUAGCAUUCUACGCGCUAUCUAUAAAUGGAAUCACAAGCUAAUGCUAGGUACCUCUCACAUAAUCUUUAACUCGAUGUGUGAAACAAUAAAAAGAAUAAAAAUGCUGUAGAGACAUUUUGUUUGGUUGUUUGUAAUCCAGGGUUUGUUAAAAAGGUUAAAAAGAAAGAUUUUUCCACACUGGAGAAGAAGCUGAAAAUGAACAAACGCGCGCUUGAUGUCACACAGCAACGUCGUCUCAUGGAUUAAAACUUUAACUUCACAUGUUUCUAAGUGACACAUUUUUACCACACUGGGCCAUUAAAAUAUAAGAGUUUAACAGCGUUUGGCUGCUAAAAUCUGGG